AUGAUUGCGGCCACCGGAUUGGAUCCACUGAUCAGGUGUUCUGUAAUCACCACUGAUCCUGGACUCAUAUUCGCUUUUGUUGAGAGGUGGCAUAGGGAGACGAGCAGUUUCCACCUCCCAGUAGGGGAGGUGACGAUGACUCUAGACGACGUUUCAUCACUCCUGCACAUUUCGAUUACUAGCGCGCUGCAUUCAUUCGAGCCGCUGGUUACAUCUGACGCAGUGGCCCUAUUGACGGAGCUACUUGAGGUCACCCCAGACGAGGCUACAUCUGAGACACGUCAGGCAGGCGGACCUCAUGUUCUAUUGUCCUGGCUUUGGGACAUGUACCAGAGUAGGUGUCGGGCCAGGCAAUGGGUUGUUGCAGCUCGGACGUACCUCCUUCAUUUGGUUGGUUGCACUCUUUUCGCUAACAAGAGUGCAACCUAUGUCCAUGUUGUGCACCUGCAGGCAUUCAGGGACCUGGGCCAGGCAGGGGCAUUCUCUUGGGGAGCGGCCGCUUUGGUCCACUUGUACGAUCAGCUUAACGAGGCGUCGCAGGCCCUUACACAGCAUAUGUGCUGGAUUUACGAGCACUUUCCAUCGGUCCACAGGUGUGUUGUUGACGAUGGUUAUGCUGAGGCUAGUCCACGUGCUUGUAGGUGGCUUACGGGUAAAGCCCAGAUGACCGGGAUUAAGGGAGCCCCUUACAGAGCACGUAUUGAUGCCCUGACAGUGACCGACGUCUGUUGGAUGUCGUAUGCUAAGCAUCGAGGAGUUCGGGGCUAUGACUUGAUCUCCUCGUACACGAGGCAAGUCAGAUGGGGUCAGAUCAUCGUCUACAUUCGACCAGAGAGGGUGGUUCAGCAGAUGGGGUACAUUCAGACCGUUCCUCCGCCACCGGUUCAUGAUUCGUUGACAGGUACUGAUAUAGACGACCGGUGGGUACACUUUUCAGAUCAUGUGGUGCCUACAGGGGAGCUCUGUGUAGUUCCUGGGCAGGUGGCCCCAGACUACAUGGAGUGGUUUUUUCAGAUUUCGCACCCUUGUGUGACGCCGACGGAGGACACUGUUGAUUGCACAGCAUGUAUCAGGAUUGGAAGGAUUGCUGAGCAUUUGGAGCGGGUCAUCAACCUCAGGAUGGUGACUGAAGGGACUGACUUAUAUGAUAUCAUGGAUCUUUGUCUGAGGAUAGCUAGAGAUGACGACCCAGAUGACAGUCUUAGGCCGCGACAGAGACCCCGCAUAGAUUAA
Messenger RNA from Glycine soja, 1233 nucleotides. Its product is annotated as protein MAIN-LIKE 1-like. Gene Ontology annotation, biological process: meristem development; meristem maintenance. The transcript has 3 exons. Lineage: Eukaryota; Viridiplantae; Streptophyta; Magnoliopsida; Fabales; Fabaceae. Bases 1 to 1233 code for a protein of 410 amino acids. The record is from RefSeq and is a predicted model, not a curated record.